CUUGUUUAUGGUUGAAGUAAUGGCUGCCGUUUUUGCUUGCCGUGUUUUGUGAACGUCAUAGAAAUUUAGCUACCUACCUAUUUAUUUACGUUAUAACCUUAAUUGAUACCCUUGAUUUAUAACAAUCACUUGAAAUUUCGGAGUAUACCUUUGAACACGAAGUGCAAAGAUCGGGUGCAGAACGUAAACAGAUGGUAUACCAUCGCAAGCCUCUGCUACGAUUGUGAGGACUAUGUACGAAAUAAGUUUUUCAUCACAAUAGCGGGCUUACAAAACAUGAGCUCACAGCAAAGUCCAGGAAACAUGCAGUCCGUCGUCGACCGAGAGAAGAUUUACUCGUGGAUAUUGGAGUUGUGCAACCCAGACACACGUGAAAAUGCUCUCCUAGAAUUGAGUAAAAAGAGGGAAGUAGUACCCGAUUUGGCGCCAAUGCUGUGGCACAGCUUCGGUACAAUCGCAGCAUUGCUACAAGAGAUAACCAACAUUUAUGUUGCGAUGAUACCUCCGACGCUUACAGCUCACCAAAGUAAUAGAGUAUGUAAUGCCCUAGCUCUAAUGCAGUGUGUAGCUUCCCACCCGGAGACGAGAUCGGCGUUUCUUCAAGCUCACGUGCCGCUAUUUCUGUACCCUUUCCUGCACACAGUGUCAAAAACGCGCCCCUUUGAAUACCUGCGUCUGACAAGUCUGGGUGUCAUCGGAGCACUAGUUAAGACUGACGAACAGGAAGUAAUAACAUUCUUAUUGACCACAGAAAUCAUUCCAUUGUGCUUACGCAUCAUGGAAAAUGGUUCGGAACUGUCCAAGACAGUUGCCACAUUUAUAUUACAAAAGAUAUUGUUAGAUGAUAGUGGAUUGUGCUAUAUAUGUCAAACUUACGAUAGAUUCUCUCAUGUAGCUAUGAUAUUAGGAAAAAUGGUCUUGUCAUUGGCCAAAGACCCGUCAGCGAGACUCCUCAAACACGUUGUGAGGUGCUACCUCCGUUUAUCAGACAACCCUAGAGCCAGAGAGGCAUUGAGACAGUGUCUUCCCGAUCAACUCCGAGACGCAACAUUCACAGCGUGCCUUCAAGAAGAUACCUCCACCAAGCAUUGGCUAGCUCAACUAAUCAAGAAUCUGGAAGCCCCCACCCAGCCCGCUAGUCCAGGCCAACAUAGUAUGUGAGACAAACAUUACUGUCAAGCACUUUGUUACUUUCUGAAGAAAUAGGAGAGAAAUUUCAAGUACUGACAAAAAGAUAAAUUUUAAUACAGAGCAACUACAUUGUUAAAACAAUUUUUACUCAUAGUUUGUGUAUGAUAAGAAGAGCAAUAAAUGUACUGAACAGUAUGAUUAAGGUGUAAUUAAAGCUAAUAUUUCCUAUUAUGUAUAAUGUAAAGCUUACUUAUGUUUUGGUUGAUGGAUGUUUAAUAUAAAAAGAAAAUGUAUAAGUAUUUGAAUCGAUUUAGCCAAGCUUAAAGUUACAUAUCCUAAAGUAAGUCUGGGAUGUAACAAUUAUGUAAAAUGUCAAAAUUCUCUGUUAG
This is a messenger RNA of Aricia agestis (brown argus), 1520 nucleotides long. RefSeq names its product CCR4-NOT transcription complex subunit 9 (gene Rcd-1). Lineage: Eukaryota; Metazoa; Arthropoda; Insecta; Lepidoptera; Lycaenidae. Bases 277 to 1161 code for a protein of 294 amino acids. The record is from RefSeq and is a predicted model, not a curated record. The transcript has a single exon. Gene Ontology annotation, biological process: negative regulation of translation; mRNA catabolic process. Gene Ontology annotation, cellular component: CCR4-NOT complex; CCR4-NOT core complex; P-body.